CUCUCAUAACUAACAAUGGCUACUGCUGAUGGAGCUUCUGCUGCUGCUGAUGCUGAACUGGAGAGACGAGAAGCUUUCCUGGAGGAGACAGAGUCUUUCAGAACGAAUGCUUUCCUGAUCAUCAAUGAGAUGGUGUUGAUGAGUACACAUCCUACUACUAUAUUAGUGGACGAGGUUCUUCACAGCAUCUUCUUCUUGGGAAAGAUCCACACGCCGCCAUUUUCCCCAGAAAAGAUUCUGAGUGAUGAUGAGGUGCUAAGUGCGCUAGAGAGCCAAUACUCUCGACCUUUUGCCCUCUAUUCCUCUGAGGUACCCCGGCGGAGUCCAUUUUCAUGUUUGCUCGACAUGGUUGUCCACCAGGCUGGACGAGACAACGAAAGAGAAAUCAGAGAGGAGCUGCGAGGGUUUGUUGGUGGACUGAGGGGGGGCGGUAACAAAAAGCCUCUGGUCUCCAAAACCCUCUGUGUUUCUCAGAGUAGAAGCCCAGGUUCAGUCAGGUCCUACGGAGUCUCCAUGUCCACUGAUGGCGCUGUAGCAAAGAAAAUCCUGAUUGGUGCUUCCUGUCUCAGCAUGUGGCACGAAUACGUAGCUGGGGCAGUGAUGACCUUCUAUCCAGAGCCAAAUACUAGGAGAUUUGUCAGAAAGCCAUAUUUCGAUGGAACCAUCAGAGUUCCAGAUCAGGUCCGGUGUGAAACCUUUGAUCUCUAUGACGGAGGGUUCAAGCCUCCUUGUAAAUCAUGUGGUGAGUUGUUCGGUUUGACGACAACUGAAACAGGUGUAUUCCCCCAUGGCAACUGUUCUGAAGCUGAAAGUCUGAGCCGGUUGUUUGGAGGUGAUGGAUCAGUUAGAGCCCAAAUACCCCCACCACCUGGUGGGGACAGAGCGAGGGCUGAAACAAGCGUCCGUGAUGCGCUUAGACGUUUGGUGCGGGCCUUUGACGGAUUUACUCGAUGGACAGAUCAGUUCUAUAUCCCACAGUAAGUCAGAUUUAAAAGGGGGGGGGGGACUGAAUCAGUGCUUUUGUCCCAAUUUGAUUUGUUGCCAAUACAUGAGUGGGAAUUUCAUUUAUGGUGAUUCGAUAAUACUGUCACUGCACGAUGUGAGGAGAGCGCAGAUUUGAGUCGCGCAUGCGUCAAUUUGCGACAAAUAGCAUACAAGAUGCUAACGACAUGCUAAUGAGAGACUUCUUUAGCGUCUGAAGUAGCCUCCGAGAUGCUAACGAGAUGCUAACGAGAUGCUAACGAGAUGCUAACGAGAGACUUCUGUAACGUCAACCCAGUAAAAAUGGACCUACUUAACCAAGUUGGUUCACUGCUAGCUUAGCUACAAGUUAGCAUCAAACACAACAAAGGUCAGUUGAAAGGUGUUUUGAGCUAACGUUAGCAUCAAACAACCAUAGCUAGCUACAACGUUUCUAAAAUGAUUUCCAUCUCCUGUUAUUGUUUGUUAUGAUAAACCUUAUUAUUUCAUGGAUUUUACUAAUUUCAGUAUGACAGUUAUGUCGUAAAAUGUUUAAAUCUGAGCGUGAGACUCAGAUCUGCUCUCGAUGUUGAUUUACCUUGUAAAGAAGAACAGAACAUGGAUCUUCUGCCUUUGUAUUGAUUGAAUAUUAAAUAUUGAUGAGAAGACUUCAUCUGGUCCUUUAUUACCCGUGAAGAUGAUUCUUUAUUAAAGUGUAGACCUGGUUAAUGAGCGUGGAGGUCAUGUGAUCACAGCUGUUACCAUAACAAUAAAGAUAUGAAUGCACGGAUGGGUCCAGCCGGUCCUGUUGGACCUGAUGGUCUGACUCGUCCUUCAUCUUCAGGGUGGAGUCUCUUUGGGAAUCUUCAGAUCAAAUAAAAUGAAAUGUGUGAAGUGUUUAAGUAAAGCAUGCCAGGAUGUAAACAAUAAAUGUAUCAUGUUGUUUACAAUAAAAUGAUGGUGAUGAAAA
Etheostoma spectabile (orangethroat darter) is the source of this 1930-nucleotide messenger RNA. RefSeq lists its product as uncharacterized. Lineage: Eukaryota; Metazoa; Chordata; Actinopteri; Perciformes; Percidae. The transcript is spliced from 5 exons. The record is from RefSeq and is a predicted model, not a curated record. The coding region runs from base 16 to 981 and encodes 321 amino acids.